Messenger RNA from Parnassius apollo (apollo), 2664 nucleotides. NCBI's taxonomy places the organism in Eukaryota, Metazoa, Arthropoda, Insecta, Lepidoptera, Papilionidae. The record is from the annotation of a GenBank genome assembly.
AUGUCUAAGCCCACUUAUAUCCGAGAGCAGUUUUGGGAAAUGGUAAGGAUGGUGUUAAUGGAGUGUAAGGGAAAUGAAAAUAUUAUUAUGCUAGGAGAUUUUAAUGGAAGGGUUGGGGUGAGGAGGCUUGGUUAUGAAAGGAUAUUGGGAACGUUUGGUGAUGAAAGUAUAAAUGAGAAUGGUGAAAGUCUCCUCACCGUAUGUAUGGAAAAGAAUCUUUUUGUGACGAACACUUGCUUUCGCCACAAGAGGAUUCACAUGUAUACUUGGGAAAGAGGUGACGAUAGAAGCAUGAUAGAUUUAAUAAUUGUGGAUGAAAGAUUGAGGGGCGCAGUUGUAGAUACAAGGGUUUACCGGGGUUCUAACGUAGGAACGGAUCAUUAUUUGGUUCUAUGCCGAAUUAAUGGUCUAUUCAGGCGUUGGCGCCAUCGGUCAUCUGUGUCUACCACUGCGUUACAGCGUAUUAGAACAGAAAGGUUACAAGAUGAAGGUGAGAAAAAGAAGUUCAAAUGUAGACUGAAAGAAAAUAUAAGUGGUUUGGAUGAAUUAUGUAUGAAGGAGUUAGACUUGGAGAAUGUAUGGCAAAAUGUAAAGAAAGGUUUAGUGGAUGCAGCAACCGAAGUAUGUGGUGUUAGUAAGAGAAAGAAUGAAAGGAAAAAUAAUACGUUAUGGUGGGAUGAUGAGGUAAGUAUGGAAGUUGAAGCAAAGAAGAGAGCAUGGCUAGAUUUACUAGCAACAAAGGCUGGUAAUUCUAGCGGUACGAAUGAUGAUAUUGAAAGAAAAAAGGCAGUCUUUAGACAUCUUAAUAAGAGAGUAAAAGAAGUAGUUGAAAGAAAAAAGCAAGAAAGAACGGAUAAGAAUGAUAGAAGAAUAUCGGAUAAUUUCCAGGCAAAUAUUAAAAUGUUCUGGAAACUUGUAAGAACUGCCAGGGGACAUUCAAAACAGCCUAUGAUGAAUGCUAUAAGAGACGAGAAUGGCUAUAUUCUGAAUGAUGAAGUUUUGAGUUUAAAGAGAUGGAAGGAAUAUUUUGAAAGUGUGUUUAUGAGUGAGGAGACAACGUGUGUACUAAGUGAAGUAGAAAUUCCGAAAGAAGAGGAAAGAGGUAGCGAGAUUAGUGUAGGUGAAAUAAUGAAAGCAAUGAAAAGCAUGAAAGCAGGUAAGGCUGCCGGAUAUGAUAGAGUUUCACUCGAAAUGCUAAGGGCUGGAGAGGAAGUGGUGGCAGGCCUGCUGCACACCUUGUUUAAUUUAUGCUGGGAACUGAAGCGGGUACCGGUAGACUGGUGCAAAGCCGUGAUAGUCCCAGUAUAUAAGGGAAAAGGGUCGCAGCAGGACUGUAAAAACUACCGUGGCAUCAGCCUUCUUAGCAUUGUGGGAAAACUGUAUGCUAAGGUACUGAUUGAAAGGGUCAUGAAAGAAACUGAUGGAAAAAUUUGGGAUGUGCAAGCAGGAUUUAGAAAGGGAAUGGGAUGUACAGAUCAAGUCUUUUCCAUGCGCAUGAUCGCGGAGAAGUUUUUGGCCAAAAACCAAAAGGUUUUUUGUGCGUUCAUGGACUUGGAAAAGGCCUAUGACAGAGUGAAUAGGGAUGUGCUAUGGCAAACACUGAACUCAUUUGGGUUGAGCGCUGGCUUGAUACGGGCAUUGGAGUCCCUUUAUAGGGACUCUAGUGCUUGUGUUAGGAUCAACGGGGUCUACUCGGACUGGUUUGACAUCCAUAAAGGUGUCAGACAGGGCUGUGUAGCUUCCCCGUGGCUGUUCAACCUAUUUAUGGACAGUUGUUUGCAAAAUUUGAAAGUUGAAGAAUGCGGAUUAAGAAUGGGUGAGUUAACCGUCAAAUGCCUUUUGUACGCCGAUGAUCAAGUUAUACUUGCGUCGUCGGCGGCCGAGUUGCAAAUGAUGGUUACAUUAAUGAACAGAUCAUUAAAAGAAAGGGGUAUGAAAGUGAACGCAAGUAAGACGAAGGUUAUGGUUUUUGAAAGAGAAGAAAGUAAAACGAUUUGUGAAAUAAGAAUAGAAGGGGAGUUGAUCGAGCAAGUAGAUGAGUUUGUAUAUUUGGGCUGCGUAUUUAGCAGGGAUGGGAGAUAUGAUAAGGAUAUAGAACGACGAGUGAAUGCGGGAAAUAGAGUAAAUGGGGCCCUGCACUCUAUUGUGAAGAGUCAAAAUGUGUCGAAAAAGGCACGUAUGGCAAUUCACAAUGCUGUGUUGGUCCCUACUUUAACAUAUGGUAGUGAAAGUUGGGUGUGGCAGAAGAAGCACGAGAGUAGAAUGAACGCAGUAGAAAUGCGGUCGUUAAGGAGUAUGUUAGGGCUGAAUCUUAAUGACAGGGUAAGAAAUUGUGUAAUAAGAGAAGAGUGUGGUUUGCAAGAUGAUGUUGUGACCAGGAUUAAGAAAGGAAUGCUUCGGUGGUUUGGUCAUGUGGAAAGAAUGAAUGAGGAAAGAGUGACAAAGAAAAUUUAUGUUGCAGAAGUGAAUGGCAGAGUCGGAAAGGGACGUCCUAGGCGAAAAUUUAUCGACCAAAUUGGCGAUUUAUUGAAAACGGGCCAAAUUAGGAGUACCCUUAACCGACGAGCAUGUAUGCGGAGGUGUAUGGAUGUGAAGGAGGCGAGAGAGGUGUGUCAGGAUCGUGCCAAAUGGAAGUCUGUAGUCUCUGCCUACCCCUCUGGGUGA